CUGCCACAAGGCACUGCUGUCAUAAGUCCUUAUACUCCUUACCCGCAGCACAAAAGAAAGUCCUGCGGGCAUCAUGCAGCUGGUGUUGAAAGCCAGCCAAGUUAUUCUAUAAGAGGGCCCUUGGGCUCCGAUUGAUACGCUUCAUGUGCUGACAGGAGUGGCCCUGCCCCACACAUGGAGAACGAAGCACAUUCCCUAGUUGUGGACUUCUGGUCUCACGCAAGUAACACGCAGCAAGAAUAGCUUCACUUUGAAGCCUGGGGGAAUGCUAUCACAAUGCCACACUAUACAGAAAUAUCCAUUAGGUCCAUAGCUGAAAUGCUUAAGAGAGCCAGAGAUAUUGCACAUCGCACUCCGGAUGUUCCUGAAGAAUUACGAACCUGCUUGCAGAAAGCUCUUGAUGCAACAAGGGGACUGGAACUUUCCUCAACAUCAUUGGGCAGUUCUAACAGGACAACAUCCUCUGUGGAUUGCCAUCAAAAUGACCUAUUUUGUGAAACUAAAAUCAAGACUAAGGAAGAACAACCCUCAUGUGAUGCAGAAGGCCAACUUUAUAGAAUGCUGGUGCAGAUGAUGAGAGCCAGAAGAAUUUUAGUAAUAGGCAUGUUCAACUUUCCAUGCCUUCUGGCUAUGGUUGAUGUGGUUCCAGAUGAUGGGAAGAUAACUCUAUGUGCCCCACAGUCAUAUUUGGGAGAAGCCACCCAGAAAGCACCUGAUUUCUUAUCUCAUAGGAAGAAAAUAAGGGAGAAAAAUGGACCUAUAACAGACUCUCUUAAGGAGUUUGCAGCCAUGGGGGAAGAUUUUGAUAUAGUCUUUCUUGAUGCUGAUCAAAGGAGCCCUGCUGAGUACUAUCGCUUUGUCAUGGAGAACCAUUUGCUGAGGAUGGAUGGGAUGCUCUGUGUGAGGAACGCCCUCAUGAAAGGACGUGGCUACCUGGAGAAUACUGCAGAUGAAAAUGUAUUAGAUGUCAAAACACUGAAUCAAGUAAUUAAUUCCGAUCCUCGCACAGAACAGGUUAGUGUGAAGCAAUUAAGGCUGACGCUGACGCUAGGAGGCAUCUGGCUGCAGGUACUAGCAGGUGUGCACGCUUUCUCUCCCAGUCUACACCACGCCAGCCAGACACACACAUUUUCCAUUCCAAUGCAUUUUAAGAAGGUUUCCCACUUCCAGGUAAUUUUACCUGUUCAAGGAGGCUUGAUUCUUCUGCGAAGGCAAUCCCUCUGUAUUCAUGGAGAGACCAGUCCAAGAGGUGUAGUGAAAGAUGAAGUGUUUUGGGGCUUCCGUGGAUGUCGCAUCCUUGACCGCCUGCAACUAGAUGGAAAAGUCGCAUAUAUCACUGGUGGAGGUCAGGGGAUUGGGCGAGCCUUUUGCCAUGCAUUGGGUGAAGCAGGUGCCAAAGUUGCUGUUGUGGAUCUGAUUCCUGCAAAGGCAGAUGCAGUGGCACAUGAGCUAAGCCUCAAAGGGAUAAAAAGCAUGGCUGUUGUGGCAGAUGUAAGCAAGCCAGAAGAUAUCCAGAAGAUGCUUGAUAAAGUUGUGGCUAAGUGGGGCACAGUCCAUAUUGCAUGUAACAAUGCAGGGAUCAACAUGAACUCCCCGAGCGAAGAAACUUCUCUGGAGGAAUGGGACAAAACUUUUAGUGUGAAUUUACGAGGCUUGUUUUUGUGCUGCCAAGCUGCAGGCCGCAUUAUGCUGAAUCAAGGAUAUGGGAAGAUAAUUAACACAGCAUCUAUGGCAAGUUUAAUAGUUCCACAUCCCCAGAAGCAAUUGGCAUACAAUACUUCGAAAGCUGGUGUUGUAAAGUUAACUCAGACACUGGGGACCGAGUGGAUCAACAGAGGAGUGAGAGUGAACUGCAUUUCUCCGGGGAUUGUAGACACACCGCUCAUCCAUUCUGAGGAACUGAAGCCGCUUGUGCAGCGCUGGCUCACAGAUAUUCCAGCUGGAAGGCUCGCUCAAGUGACAGACUUGCAAGCUGCAGUCGUAUACUUGGCAUCUGAAGCUUCAGAUUAUAUGACUGGCCACAAUUUAGUCAUAGAAGGAGGUCAAAGCUUAUGGUAGAGAAAGGAAAGGGAAUUUCUUUUUCGUGAGUUCAGAGAGAUAGUAAGUACAAUUCGAAGGCUCUAUGAUCACAUCCCAGUUCUUUGCAAGGUACUAUAGCUUCGCUGCUGAAAUCUCUAUUUUUUUUAUAAAAAGCAAAUAAAUACAUGUAGGGAAUGUACUUGAGCACAGUAUUUUCAAACAGCUAUUUUAGUUCAUUCGUCCAUAGCUUAUGAAAAGAAAAUCGGCACAUGGAAUGGAAGGAUUGCAUAUUUUUUCCAGACCAGGCCCAGACUGCUUGUUAUAAAGGUCAAAAACAGUUUUCUCAAUAGUGAAAUAAAUACCUUGUAGAUUGACAAAUUGUAUUGUGUUUAAAAAGUACAAAAAACUGUUGAAAUGUAAACCUACAUUUUAGAAUUUGCUGAUAGAAAAUGUGUGUGUACGCGCCCUCAAAUUGUGUUGUGUUUCAAAAGCUAAAACACCCAAUUUGAUCCCAGACAUUGCAUUUGACUUUUUGCUAUAUUAUUGGCUCAAGUAAUCAGGGAAAUAUUUAUAUAUAACAGAUGUAAUAUCAGAUACAAAAUACAGAAAAAGGAAGAAAAAAUGCUUUCCUAAACAUUUUGACUCCAAUAUUUUAGAUUAAAGACAGACAGCCUGUGAGUUGGUCUGUGCUUCAGCUUUAUCCAUUCACCACUUUAGUUUUCAAAUUUAAAAUUAUUUAGUAAGUUACAAUAAAAUGCUUCAGAAUAAUUUUCUGCCACUAUAUUAAAAUAAAUUUGAUUCA
Molecule: messenger RNA, 2821 nt
Organism: Anolis carolinensis (green anole)
Lineage: Eukaryota; Metazoa; Chordata; Lepidosauria; Squamata; Anolidae
Exons: 12
Coding region: 277-2058 (593 amino acids)
Molecular function (GO): O-methyltransferase activity; oxidoreductase activity, acting on the CH-OH group of donors, NAD or NADP as acceptor
Source: RefSeq, a predicted model, not a curated record